This is a messenger RNA of Myotis davidii, 602 nucleotides long. RefSeq names its product complement C2-like. Gene Ontology annotation, molecular function: serine-type endopeptidase activity. The record is from RefSeq and is a predicted model, not a curated record. Gene Ontology annotation, cellular component: extracellular region. Gene Ontology annotation, biological process: complement activation. NCBI's taxonomy places the organism in Eukaryota, Metazoa, Chordata, Mammalia, Chiroptera, Vespertilionidae. Bases 162 to 602 code for a protein of 146 amino acids. The transcript is spliced from 5 exons.
CAUUGUUCCCAGGGGAUCCCAGCUCCCGCUUGGGCAAGGAGUUCCAGAUUGAGCAGGUGGUGAUCUCCAAACACUUUGACGUCUUUGCCAAGAGGCACCAGGGCAUCCGGGAGUUCUACGGGGACGACAUCGCCCUGCUGAAGCUGGCCCAGAAAGUGAAGAUGUCCACCCAUGCUAGGCCCAUCUGCCUUCCCUGUACGGUGGGGGCCAACCUGGCCCUGCGGAGACCCCCGGGCAGCACCUGCCGGGACCACGAGAGCGAACUUCUGAACAAGCUGAGCGUUCCUGCCCAUUUUGUGGCCUUGAAUGGGGACACACUGAACAUUAACCUCAAGACAGGGACAGAGUGGGCAAGAUGUACUGAGGUCGUCGGCCAAGACAAAACCAUGUUCCCCAACCUGACAGAUGUCAGCGAGGUGGUGACAGACCAGUUCCUGUGCAGUGGGAUGGAGAAAGAUGACAAUCCCUGCAAGGGAGAAUCUGGAGGAGCGGUUUUCCUCGAGCGGAGAUUCAGGUUUUUUCAGGUGAGAGAAGGGGAAGCUGGUGGGGACUGGGCUACAGGAUCUGGGCCUCCAGCAGGUGCCAGCACUCUGAUUGCAUAA